CGAUAGCAUUGAUUUGAAUAAGCGUGAUAAAAAAUAAUUUAUGUGCAUCCAUAUAGAGCCUACGAGAGAACUUUUAGAAGAUUCACUAAACGAUGGAGUUAAUAACGAGACGCCUUGUCCAAGGAUGGAACCCACUGAGACGAGCGGAGAACCACCUGCUUAUUUUCCACAAGCAGGAGAUGAGCUUCCAGCACAGCCAGCAGAACAGAUGGACGCGAUUGGUCCAUGGGCAACAGGUCGUGUAACGUUUACUCCAAAAGAUGGUUUGACAGGAGUCAGACCAGUUGUAGAUCGAUACUCUGUUACCGGCUCUGGAGCACCCGAAUGGAGAGCUAAUAACGAGAAAUUUUUUAAACAGUCAAAUGAAAAAAUUCGAGAAGCUCAGCUUGCUGUAAAUAAUGCAAAACGAUGCGUCGAACGAUCAUAUAGAGAAGCGGACAAGAUACAACUGGAAUCGACGGAUCAUUUGAGAAAUCGAGCCAACGAGGUGAACCGUUGGAAAACCGAAUUGGAACAUUUGAUACUUAAGAUCACCGAAGAAAUAGAAUUGUUAGAAGGUGAACUUCGACGUGUAAAGCAAACUUUGUCGGUUCUCACGGUUCCAGAAUCUAUCGCUGGCGAAUUCUUGCAUUUGCGAUCGAAACGUUUAGAAUCUGACCUCAUCCGAGACGAAGUUGAAGAGGAGCUUACGAAAGAGGUAGCACUUUGCUCAGAGAUACGUGACUUGUUAGGUAGGACACGAGAGCAAAUCGAAUUGCAAUUAUUUGAACUAAAGGCCGCGAAAGUAAGAAUGGAAGUAGAUUGGACUGAUAAAACUGAUGCUUACUCCAUCGAUUCGGAAUGUAUGCAAUUGAAAAAUAAUUCUUCCAUCAUAUUAUGGAAACCUGGAGCUACAAGAUUUCCAGCAGAACAAUCAACACCUUCGAGUUACGAACAUUACACACGAGAAAGUCUGACUGAUGCGGAAGCAACUAGACAAAGAUCCGUAAAUUUAAGAACCACUUUAGAUUCUAUAUAUAAAAAUUCUAUUAAAGAUCUUCGUGAUCAAGCGACCCGCGUAGAUCUUGUUCUAGGUCAAAAGAUUAAACUUACAGAAGACGUACGUCUGCAGUUAGAAAAAGAAUUGCUUCGUUGUUUACACGAACUUGCAAACACCGAAAAAUCAAUAGAAGAGCUUCGUCAAUCGGCAAGGGGAAUGGAUUAUGCCAUGAAAGUAGCACAAACACGAUUAGCGAAUAGAUUACAGCGUCGCAAUGUGGACAGUUGUCGCGAUACUCCCCAAUUUGCACUUAUGCAAGAAGUUAAAUUACUUAAUGAACGGACAUCUGCUAUGCUAGCAGAGUUGAAGCGGGCCGAGGAGACUCAAGCUGGUUUGGUAAAAGCGAGAAGUGAUCUUGAACGGGAAAUAAUGGUGAAGCGUAAAACAUUGUAUAUAGAUAAACAACGUGGACAGUUACUGCGUUCAUUUUAUCCUGCGACUAUCUAACAACUCUUAAACAU
Messenger RNA from Habropoda laboriosa, 1500 nucleotides. RefSeq names its product tektin-4 (gene Tektin-A). The record is from RefSeq and is a predicted model, not a curated record. The coding region runs from base 41 to 1486 and encodes 481 amino acids. Lineage: Eukaryota; Metazoa; Arthropoda; Insecta; Hymenoptera; Apidae. Gene Ontology annotation, biological process: cilium assembly; cilium movement involved in cell motility. The transcript is spliced from 8 exons. Gene Ontology annotation, cellular component: nucleus; microtubule cytoskeleton.